AUGAUAUAUUUAAUAUUGUUUAUAUUUUUGAUCUUAAUAAAAAAUAAUGCGAUUGAAGCAAAACAGAAUUUAAAGAAACCAAACAUUUUAACGUUUAUAAAUUUUUCAAAUACAAAUUUAUUAGAAAAACAAAAAAAACGAAUAAAAGAAAAGUUUAAUACUCAAAAUAAUAAAUGGAAUUUAUUAACAAAUGAUGAAAUAUUAAAUAAAAAUAUAGGUGUAAAUGAAAUAAAUGAUGUAAAAAAUUUUUCAGGAAAUUUAGAUAAAACCAAAGUUAAUAUAAACAAUGUUACAAAAAUAUAUCAAGAGGAAAAAAGUAAGGUCAGACAAAAUGUGAUGGAAAAAAUGGUGGAAAAAAUAUUAAAAAAAAAAAAAUAUAAAAAAUUGGAAAAGUUAUUAUGUUGUAAUAAUAGUAUUAAAGAUAUGAAAAAAAAUAUAAAAUUAUAUUUUUUUAAAAAAAGAAUAAUAUAUUUAACAGAUGAAAUAAAUAAAAAAACAUCAGAUGAGCUUAUUAAACAAUUGUUAUAUUUAGAUAAUAUAAAUCAUAAUGAUAUAAAAAUAUAUAUCAAUUCCCCUGGCGGUUCAAUAAAUGAGGGAUUAGCAAUUUUAGAUAUUUUUAAUUAUAUAAAAUCAGAUAUACAAACAAUAUCAUUUGGUUUAGUAGCCUCAAUGGCUUCUGUAAUUUUAGCGAGUGGGAAAAAAGGAAAAAGAAAAUCAUUUCCAAAUUGUCGAAUUAUGAUACAUCAACCACUUGGGAAUGCAUAUGGCCAUCCUCAUGAUAUUGAAAUACAAACAAAAGAAAUCCUUUAUCUUAAAAAACUUUUAUAUUAUUAUUUAUCAAAAUUUACAAAUAAAAAUGAAGAAACAAUUGAAAAACAUUCAGACAGGGAUUAUUAUAUGAAUGCAUACGAAGCAAAAGAAUAUGGAAUUGUUGAUGAAGUUGUUGAAACUAAAUUAACACAUCCUUAUUUUAUUGGCCUAAUCAAGAAUUGA
Plasmodium berghei ANKA is the source of this 993-nucleotide messenger RNA. Its product is annotated as ATP-dependent Clp protease proteolytic subunit, putative. Lineage: Eukaryota; Apicomplexa; Aconoidasida; Haemosporida; Plasmodiidae. Gene Ontology annotation, molecular function: serine-type endopeptidase activity; ATP-dependent peptidase activity; ATPase binding. Gene Ontology annotation, cellular component: endopeptidase Clp complex. The transcript has a single exon. Gene Ontology annotation, biological process: protein quality control for misfolded or incompletely synthesized proteins. The record is from RefSeq and is a predicted model, not a curated record. Bases 1 to 993 code for a protein of 330 amino acids.